AUGACUCAUAUCGAGGAAUAUGUCCCCGAGGAUUUCUUCGAAUGGCUGGAUUUUUUUCACAAGUGCAUCGGUUUGCUACCUCCCAAGAAUCUCUCCUCGAAGAUUCUGUACUUUCUGAUUGCCCUUCCUCACAUUUCCAUGUGCACUUUCCUGCUGGUUUUCCUGGGAGGUGCUGAUCUCUUGGUAAGAGACAGAUCUUUCAAGGAGACAAUGUUUGGAAUCAGUGUAGUGACGUUACAUGGUAUCAUCGUUUUACGAACAGGGUUUUGGAUUUAUUCUAGAAAUAAAUUCGAGAAAAUCAAAGAAAUUAUCAGAAGAGAAACAUUUACGUUCGAAUGUUUUGAUUUGAGAGAAAUUGGAUAUGCUAACGUUAUUAGUGUUGGUAAGAAUAUAGAAAACGUUUUGGGAAAAAAUCUGAGUUAUCGUGAGAUUGGAAUGUUAUGGAGUGGAUCAGGAUUGGUUUUUGAUGACUGUAGUGUUAACUUGGAAAUUUUCCGCAAAAGAAAGAUGCUACGUACAAGACUGGGGCUCUGUUUCAGCUACUUAGCUUUGAUCGUCUUCAGUUUCGCAACAGUGACUCUAUUAUUUAUAAGUGAGCUCUAUGUAGAUUCUUACCAAACAUACAACCCUCAUCUAAAUAAAACUUCAGAGUUCAGGAAAUACUUGAUACCGAUGUAUUUUCCUUUUGACACAUCCCUGGAUGGAUAUUAUCAAAUUGCUUACUUUUAUAGUUAUUAUAGUCAUAUUGGAGCCGUUUUCAUCUUCUUACCUAUUGAAACAACUCUAACAUGUUCUAUAAUACACCUGAUUCGUCAAACAUCUGUGGUGAAGGAAGCUCUCAGUUAUGUCGACAAGAACAUGUCUAAUGAUCAAGAUUCAAACCGUAUUAUCAAAGAAUUUCGUAUUGUCAAAUGUAUCAACGAAUUGCAGGAAAUCUACAGAGCUAUAGAGAAACUGGAGGACUUCUGUAAUAUUCAAUUGAUGGUUCAGUAUGGAUUAGCUACCUUCUUGUUGUGUACUAUUUGCUAUGUGAUCCCAUUGAUGGAUAAUAUGAUGGAAGGCAUAGGCAACUCGAUUUUCGUGUCAUUAUCUCUGGGACAGAUAUUCAUUUUCUCUUACUGCUGUCAAACAUUAUCUCUAGAGUUGCAGGAAGUUGGUAUAUCUAUGUAUAAUCUUCAGUGGACGGACUAUCCACUGAAAAUUCAACGCAGUUUGAGGUUUUCAAUAAGAAGAUCACAAAAGCCUACUCAUAUAACAGCUGGAAAAACCAUUAUUAUUGACCUCUUGUUCUUCAUACAGGUCAUUCAGAAGUCAUAUUCAUUUUAUACUUUGAUCACCAACACCAAGAAUCAGGCAGUGUAGGAUUUGACAGCUGAUAAUUUUAUGCUCUUUGUAACAUUCACAAUGAGAAAAACACCUACUUAUGUAUCAUUGAAGAUGUAGUACUUAUAGAACCAUUAUGU
Leptinotarsa decemlineata (Colorado potato beetle) is the source of this 1463-nucleotide messenger RNA. RefSeq names its product odorant receptor 2a-like. Gene Ontology annotation, biological process: sensory perception of smell; detection of chemical stimulus involved in sensory perception of smell. Gene Ontology annotation, cellular component: plasma membrane. The record is from RefSeq and is a predicted model, not a curated record. Gene Ontology annotation, molecular function: odorant binding; olfactory receptor activity. NCBI's taxonomy places the organism in Eukaryota, Metazoa, Arthropoda, Insecta, Coleoptera, Chrysomelidae.